This is a messenger RNA of Dracunculus medinensis (Guinea worm), 1281 nucleotides long. NCBI's taxonomy places the organism in Eukaryota, Metazoa, Nematoda, Chromadorea, Rhabditida, Dracunculidae. The record is from the annotation of a GenBank genome assembly.
AUGAAUGGUAGUGGAGGUCGUUCUCGUGAUGGUCCAGUUGAAACCACUUUAUAUGAUUUACUUAAUGUCAAGCCAAGUGCUACAACCGAUGAAAUAAAGAAGGCUUAUAAACAUCUAGCAAAAGAAUAUCAUCCUGAUAAAAACCCUGCACAUGGUGAAAAGUUCAAGGAAAUUUCUUUUGCUUAUGAAGUUCUAAGUAAUCCUGAGCGGCGUGAGUUGUAUAAUGAGCAUGGAAUGGAUGGCGUUAAACGUGGUGGAGGUGGUAAUUUCGCAGGAGCCGAAGAUCUUUUUGCAAAUCUUUUUGAUGGUCAUGAUCAUCCUUUUGCUUCAUUUUUCGGUGGAGGUAUGUCUCGUCGCGCACGCCGUGGACAAGAUUUAACUCAUCCUCUAAAGGUGACAUUGGAGGAUUUGUACAAUGGCAAAACUUCUAAAUUGCAGCUUCAGCGGCGAAUCAUAUGCAAUGCUUGUAAUGGAAAGGGUGGUAAAGGUUCCAAUUACACUUGUGAGGGGUGUCAUGGUAAUGGCGUGAAAAAAAUAAUGAAGGUGAUUGGACCUAAUAUGUUGCAGUCAAUGCAAGUUAAUUGCCCUGAUUGCAGUGGAAGUGGAUAUAAAAUACCUGAGAAAGAACGAUGUAAAACUUGUCAAGGAAAGAGAACUGUAAAAGAGAAACGUGUUUUACAAGUUCAUGUAAGACCAGGAAUGUAUCAUGAACAAAAGAUUGUCUUUCGGGGAGAAUCUGAUCAAGAACCCGGAGUGGAGCCAGGAGACGUUAUAAUUAUACUUGUCGUUGCAGAACAUGAAGUUUUCCAAAGGGAAGGCGAUGACCUUAUCAUGCACAAGAAAAUAUCUUUGAAUGAAGCACUGUGCGGAUUUAGUACAAUUGUCCAGCACUUAAAUGGCCAGAACAUUAUUAUAGCCUCUCAUCCUUCAGAAAUAAUUCAACCAGAUAUGGUCAAAUGCAUACCAAAUUUGGGCAUGCCGAACCAGCGCCAUCCUGAGUUGUAUGGAUUGCUUAUCGUAAAAUUUGAGGUGGAAUUUCCAGAAAACAAUUUUCUGUCUGAUGUGGCUGAUUAUAGCCUUUUGGAGCAUUUGCUUGGUGGUCGUAAAUGGUCGGCUCCAUUGCCUGAAGGAGAAGAUGUCGAAGAAGUUUCAUUAAUGCCUUACGAUGAACAUCGUUAUGAGAGUAAAGGGUAUGGUGGAAAUCAUCGCCAGGCCUAUGAUGAGGAUGAAGAUGAUGAAAUGACUGGUAACACUCAAAACGUACAAUGUGCAAAUUCGUGA